AUGAAGUAUGUCUGGGACUUUACAACAUCUUCUCUUUUGUCUCUGCUUCAUAUUUGCCUAGCAGUGCAAACCAAUUAUGCCCCCUACUUUUUUGAAAAUGGACCUGGAAGCAACAAUGGGAACAUGGCACUCUUGAACCUUUCUGAAGACACACCAGUUGGUACAUUCAUCUAUACAUUGAAUGGCACUGAUCCUGAAGGCUAUCCAGUAACUUAUGGUUUAUCCUUUGAACCUGGAUCAAAGCGUUAUUUUUCCAUUGACCCUCUCAAUGGAAACAUCACAGUGAUUGAAGAGCUAGACCGAGAGAAAGAAGAUGAGAUUGAGGCAAUUGUCAGCAUAUCAGAUGGAAUAAACAAGGUAUCUGAAAGAGUCCGAAUUCUGGUGACAGACGCCAAUGAUGAGAGUCCAGAGUUCCUGAAUACACCUUAUAUUGUGAAUGUGCCUGAGGACACUCUUCCUGGAAGUAGCAUUUUCCAGGUGGAGGCAGUAGACAAAGAUACAGGGUCUGGUGGAAGUAUUACAUAUUUAGUACAGGACUCACAUAGCACGAAAUUCACAGUAGAUCGCCAUAGCGGUGUUCUUCGUAUCAAAGCUGGAGUGUCAUUGGACUUUGAAAAAUCAAGAACUCAUUUUGUCACAGUUCUAGCCAAGGAUGGUGGUGGAAAACUACGUGGCAAGUACCAAGUAUUUUCAUCAACUACAACAGUCACCAUCCAUGUUCAAGAUGUGCAAGACUCACCUCCAGUGUUUGUAGGAACACCAUACUAUGGUUAUGUCUAUGAGGACACUAUACUGGGAUCAGAAAUACUUACUGUGAUUGCUUUUGAUGGAGACAGAGUCAAUCCCAACACUAUACAGUAUUCACUUUUGGAAGGAGCUGAUGGAGCUUUUGAUAUCAACAAUAUAACUGGUGCUGUCACUGUCAUUAAAAAUCCCAAUGAACUGAAGAAAGAAGUAUAUGAGUUGAAGAUCCAGGUAUCAGAACUGACUCCUUCUGGUGAGGUAGUGGGUCAGGCCUUUACAGUUGUUACCAUAAGAGUUGUCGACCUUAACAAUCACCCUCCAACGUUCUAUGGGGAGAAUGGACCACAGAAUCGAUUUGAACUUACCAUGUAUGAACAUCCCCCAGAAGGAGAGAUACUGAGGGGACUUAAGAUAACUGUGAAUGAUUCGGAUCAGGGUGCAAAUGCCAAAUUCAACCUGCGUUUGGUUGGACCUGGGGGAAUGUUUCGUGUAGUCCCUCAGACUGUAUUAAAUGAAGCUCAAGUGACAAUAAUCGUAGAGAACUCUGCAGGAAUAGACUAUGAAAAGUUUCAUUUGUUAACUUUUAAGCUUCUUGCUAUUGAGGUCAACACACCAGAAAAAUUCAGUUCAACGGCUGAUAUAACUAUCCACCUUCUAGAUAUCAAUGACAAUGUCCCAAGAUUCUCUUCUGAGUAUUAUGUUGCUAGAAUACCAGAGAACUCCCCUGGAGGCUCCAAUGUUGUAGCUGCAACAGCUACUGACCUGGACUCAGGACUCUGGGGUGAAAUAAAAUAUUCCAUUUAUGGUGCUGGAUCUGAUCCCUUUCUUAUUCAUCCCACAACUGGCAUAAUCUAUACACAGCCUUGGGCCAUCUUGGAUGCUGAGGAAAACUCAAAGUAUAACUUUUAUGUUAAAGCCGAGGACACUGAAGGGAAGUACAGCUUAGCUGAAGUGUUUGUUACUGUGUUAGACAUUAACGACCAUUGCCCAGAGUUCAAUGAAAAUAUUCAGCAAAGGACUAUGGUAAUUGGUACACCAGUAAAAAUAGAGGCAACAGACCAGGAUGCAGAAGAACCAAACAAUAUUGUAAAUUAUUCUAUUAUGCAAGCUGAUCCGGAUAACGUGUUUGACAUAGAUCAAAACACUGGCGAGAUAAACCUCAAGUCCUAUAUUAGGUCUUUGGAUGUUAUUCAGAACAUAAGUCGUAACAAAAACUGCAAGUGGUCUGUGGUUGUACAGGCCAAGGACAGAGGCUCUCCAUCAUUCAGUACCACUGCAGUGGUCAAGAUUGAUGUUACUGAAGAGACUCUUCUUCACAAGGGGCCUGUGGCUGCCUUUUUGAUGCAAAGUAAAGAUAACCCCAUGAAAGCCUUAGGGGUGUUAGCUGGUGUCAUGGCAGUUAUGGUGGUCAUUACAGUGUUAAUAUCUACAGCCAUGUUCUGGCGCAACAAAAAGUCUAAUAAAAUUAUGCCCAUGAGGAGGAUUAUUAGACGACGAAGACCAGACCAUCCUCCCAGAACAAUUAGGACUGAAUGGUUGAAGUUCAAGAAGUCCUCGGGUUCUGGGGAGAAGUUUGCCAUGCAAGAUGUAGAAGCGGAUCUUCAAAAUGAUAAUGGGAAUAACAACAGCCAGUUUAACCCUUUCCCACCAAAUGCUCCCUCUCCUCCUCCACCCCCUCGUCUAAUGCCUAAAGCCAGUAAGAAAGAAUGGAGCUUGCCUACUGUGUCUGGGUCCCUUACACCGAGGAUUAUUGAUCAGCAAAUGAAAGAGAAAGUCCCAAGUGCUAGUGUUGCCCUUGUAUCUGAACUGAAACUGAUGCUGGAGAAGAAAAAUGCUGGAAGCUCAAUAUCUUUUUAUUAG
Molecule: messenger RNA, 2604 nt
Organism: Bufo bufo (common toad)
Lineage: Eukaryota; Metazoa; Chordata; Amphibia; Anura; Bufonidae
Gene: CDHR1
Product: cadherin related family member 1
Exons: 17
Coding region: 1-2604 (867 amino acids)
Biological process (GO): adherens junction organization; multicellular organism development; calcium-dependent cell-cell adhesion
Cellular component (GO): plasma membrane; catenin complex; adherens junction
Molecular function (GO): cadherin binding; calcium ion binding
Source: RefSeq, a predicted model, not a curated record